CUGCCCCUCCAGCAUACGCAGCCGCUCUACGGCUCGGGGAGGCCGCACGACCUGCAGCACCAGCAGCACCUGCAGCAGCCGCUGCUGCAGCAGCAGCCGCUGCAGCAGCAGCACCCAGUCUACGGGCAGCCAAUGCACCCGCCUCCCAUCGACAUGCAUCAGCAGCAGCUACAGCCGCUGCAGCUACAGCAGCAGCAGCAGCAGGUGCUGCAGCAGCAGCAGCAGCCGCCUGCUCCUGCUGCUCCUCCAAAGUUCCGCAUACGGCUUCCCAUGCAGCCCUCGCAAUAG
Eimeria acervulina is the source of this 288-nucleotide messenger RNA. RefSeq lists its product as hypothetical. The transcript has a single exon. The record is from RefSeq and is a predicted model, not a curated record. Lineage: Eukaryota; Apicomplexa; Conoidasida; Eucoccidiorida; Eimeriidae.